Magallana angulata is the source of this 3453-nucleotide messenger RNA. RefSeq lists its product as uncharacterized. The transcript is spliced from 15 exons. NCBI's taxonomy places the organism in Eukaryota, Metazoa, Mollusca, Bivalvia, Ostreida, Ostreidae. Gene Ontology annotation, biological process: cell-cell adhesion; regulation of apoptotic process. The record is from RefSeq and is a predicted model, not a curated record. Gene Ontology annotation, cellular component: cell-cell junction. Gene Ontology annotation, molecular function: cell adhesion molecule binding. The coding region runs from base 232 to 3114 and encodes 960 amino acids.
CUAAUACAUAAUACUUCCCGUGUUUUAUAUGAUUAAAACAAAAUAGUCCUACAACUUACAAUUUUAACAGUCUGCAAUGAAGUGGAUAUUGUACAUUACUUUGGUGGAAUUUUGUCAUUGUUACGAGCUUGAAAGAAAGAGGUUACGACUGCAGAACUCAAAACAACGAUGAUCAAAUAAAAACAAAGAUUUCUAAAUAAGAGAAGAGGUUGAAUUGAAAUAAAACAAACUAUGACAUCAAGAGGUCUUACUCAAAGGCAACUGAAUUUUGCGCGUGUUUCAAAGGUUUGCAUUGAUAUUAUAAAACUGCCCCUCGAGGACAUUUUAAAUAUAUUCAUCAAGCCUACAGAGCUGAUCAAGAAUAUAAAAGCCUGUCAAUCACUACUUACUGGAAAAUUCAGACUUAAUCAGGAUCAAAACACAAAGUGUUGCUUUAACUCAACAAAUGUACCUGAUUACCGUACGUUUGAUGUUAGCUUGCUUUACAAACUGAUACGAAAUUUAUGUCCGGAUCCGUCAUUGGGGCCAACAAAUAAAUGGGGAAAAACACCAACAAAAAAAGAUAUGUGUGUCGUAGACGAUAUCGAAAGAAUUAGACACCUAAGAAACGAAUCAUUUGCGCAUGCAGAUUCAGCAGAAAUUUCGGACGACGAUUUCAAGGAAUUCUGGCAUGAAGCAAAGUGUAUGAUUCAAAGAUGUCAACAAUUUACGACAACUAGAGGAUGUAAAACUGAUUACAUUAAAAUGCUUGUAGAGUUAGAAAGAAAACAUUUGACUUUUAAUGAGUAUAUUUCCUGUAGAAAACGUUCCAGAGCAAUUUACAUAUUGGGGAAUACACACGUACGUUGUGGAGAAACAGCUUGUUUUGAAGCUGAAAUUACAUUAGAAGAAGAUGUUGAUUUGCCAGUUAGCUGGCACAGAGUGGACGGAUUGGUUACGAAACAAAUAAACAUAGAAGAUGAUAAGUACAAGGGAAGUGACGAUAGACAGCUCCAAAUCCACAACGUGUGUAAGGAUGAUGAAGCACGAUAUAAAGCAGUUAUUUCAAGAAGUGCAGAUGUCAACAUAUCGAGCAAUGAAGUUUACCUACGCCCAAUGGGAGAACCACCAUGUUUAGAGGACUUGGUUGUCACAUCAAAAACAGAAGAAUUAUAUAUUCACUAUGUGUUUAGAGUCUUGGGUAACUCUCCAAAUGUCAAAGAGAUAAAAUGGACACAGAAUGCAUCGGUGUUAGAUUUGUCAAACGAUAAAUAUCAUGGAGGAGGAUUAGCGGAUAAUUGUAUUAAAAUUUUGAGUCCAGGUGAAGAAGACAAGGGAGAAUAUACCUGUACAGUUUCAAAUGCUGUUGGAUCCGUUUCAAAGAGUGUGAAUUUAGACAUACCUAGUGCACAAAUACUUUCAACGUCGAAUUCGAAGGUCAUCUGUGGAUCAGAUACUAGAUUCGACUGUCGUGUAUCUGGAUGUCCUCUUCCUGACAAAGUGGAAUGGCAGAAAAGUCUUGACGGAACAACUUUUAAUCAUGUUGAUAUCUACGAGAGGAAAUAUUUUGGAAGUAGUACUGAUCCACGUUCUCCGUUUUUACUUUUAUGGCAAACUACUUUAAAUGACCAACAAUAUUAUCAGGUCGUUGUAUGGAAUUUAAUGGGAAAGUGCACGAGCAAUAAGUAUUUCCUACAAAUUACAGGAGAUCGACCAAACAUAUCUGAAGGAACAUGCACCUUACAAGGUCACGCAGUCAAACUGAGAUGUGAUGUCUUUCUUUAUGACGAAUCGCCUACUUUAACUGAUGUGUAUUGGACUAAAGACGACAUUAAGCUUAACAUUGGCGGAAGCGGUGGGAAAUAUUUGAAAGUGGAUGUAAAUAACCAAUCACUGAUAAUCAACAACGUCAAUUAUAAUGACGCUGGAGAUUAUAAACUUAUUGCUAUCAACGCGGUUGGGGAGACUAGGAGCAAAGGAAUUGUUCUAGGUGUUCCAGAGAUUCUUUUAGAAGAACCUUUUUGCGAGAAAAAAGAAGAUGGAAGCCAGUGGCUUACGACGACAAUUAAAUCAGUACCAGUUCCGCAUGUUGUGAAAUGGAGCAUAAAGGAAAACGGUUCAAACAAUUAUCAAGCAAUCAAUGUUAGUGCUGAAGAAUAUAAUGGAACAACAAGUACUUUUCCCCACCCUGUGUUAGUUAUAAAACAUCCAGAAAAUCUAGAAAAUUGCACUUUAAAAAUAGAGGCCAAAAACCGAAUCGGAAAGGUAGAAAUGAUGAUUCCAGGUAAAAUAUGUCAAGACAGUCUGAAGAGAAAACAAAAACGUCCUGGCAAGUUUCACAUGGAUGGUGGAUCUCGUGUUCCGAUUAGCAAAUUGCUUAAUCACCUAGCAGAGAAAUUCCCUACAGAAAAGAUUAAUCAACUAAAAUUUCUCAUUCGAGCAUCCUGCAAUAUUAAAGAACAUACAAAAUUAAAUCAAGCAACAACUGCAGCAGAUUGUUUUUUGGUUCUUUUGGAAGAAGAGAUUAUUACCGCAUCUAACGUCAUUGCUAUGCAGUUUUUACUUGAAGAAACAAAAUGUGAAGAACUUGAAAGGAUAUUGGUUGAGUAUGCUAAGAAGAGGAAAGUAAUAUAUUAUUACGAGAAGCCAUCAGAAAACGGAUUUAAAAACGUUCGUUUCCACAUAGAUGCAAAUUUACAUCAUUUUAGUUUCGAAGAUGAAACCAAAAUGAAAGAAACCGUCGCCAAUAUAGUUGGAUGUUCUAUAGAAGACGUCAGGGUUAAUGGAUAUAUCCGCUCGACAAGUUUUUUUAUAGUUUUAUCGAUCAGAGGAAUUUACAUUGAUAAACUAUUUAGUAUAGAGGAACAUGACAAAGACAAACUUAGAAAAUUGAACAUCGACUUUUUUGAAGAUGACUUUUGCACAAUAAGCUUGAAAGGAACAACAGGCGAACAAAAACUGAAAAGACGCACGUCAGACAGCAUACCACAUGGCGAGCCAAAACAAAAGAGAAGUGCAUUACAAUACAAAGCAGAUGAGAAAACUAAUUUGAAGAAACGCGGUCCAGACAAAAAACUGGAUGGUGAACCAACACCAAAGAGAAGUGUGUCACAUAACAAAGCAGAUGGUAAAUAAAAUAGGGUUGACUGUUAAAAUCAAUGCUAUUUCCAUUAAUUACAUUUAACUGUUUUUGAUUGCGUGCAAAUAAGACAAUUAUCAGAAGUGAGUCUAUAGGGGUUUAAAUGUGGCCCUAAACAAUACAAACUAACAUCUCUGUCACUGGGGUGAAUGUCACGCUUGCAACUGAUAUGGUGUUUAGAUAAUUAUCUUCUCAUUAAUGUUUAGGUUUUAGCGCACCUAAAUUGAAGAUAAAAGUGAGCUUUUCUGAUCACUUAUCCGUCGUCAGUCCGUCUGUACACAUUUCACAUUUUUUACUUCCUCUCUGGAAGUACUGAACCAAAUUUAACCGAACUU